GAAACGUGUCUGGCAGGGCGGGCAGUGCUCUAGCUCAGUGCACACGCGCAUUAUGAAGUACUUAACGCUGUUGGCUGCUUUGCUCUUGGCCACUUUGGCCUUUGUCCAAGCUGGCAAGGUGACCAUCAAAGGAGAAUGCAAAGACUGUAACCAUGACCGCACAACAACCACCACGCGUAGGCCAGUCCCCACCCGCGGACAUGGACGCCCGACGACGUCCAAGCCCAAGCCAAGGCCAGCUCCGGGGCGCGGCAAACCAGUGUCGGAUGAGGACGAUGACGAUUCGGCCGGUCAGUGGUCGUUGCACCAGUCAGCUGGCGGAUCCCAGCACAUAGGAAGACGCCACAGACGUCAGUGGGAGCCUCGUGGCCAGUACAUCAAUCUUGGCGGAGCCGGCGGCGGUGGGUGGUCAGGAGACGGCCGAGUGACCACCAUCGAUUCGCGGGGCUAUCCAGGAACCCUUGUGCGCAACAAUGACUGCGUCGGUUGCAACAUCCGCGGUUGAGCCGGUGCACAGUGGGGUAGCGAAACAAAAGUUGAUCUAAAUAAUUAAAUAAAGGCGCGACAGCUGCGAGCUUCGUGGAAAAACCA
This is a messenger RNA of Drosophila subobscura, 591 nucleotides long. RefSeq lists its product as uncharacterized. The coding region runs from base 53 to 505 and encodes 150 amino acids. NCBI's taxonomy places the organism in Eukaryota, Metazoa, Arthropoda, Insecta, Diptera, Drosophilidae. Gene Ontology annotation, biological process: defense response. The transcript has 2 exons. The record is from RefSeq and is a predicted model, not a curated record.